GACAAAUCUCCGUUCUUUCUUACCUUACCUUACCAAUUUCUUCCCUUCCCAUCCCUUCGUCUCCACGCAAACUCGCUCCCCAAUUCCUUACUUCAUACCCACUUUGCUGCAAAAUUCUCUGCUCCAAUCAGUAGAAGCUCGGAAUGGCGUACGUGGAUCAUGCGUUUUCGAUAUCGGAUGAAGAUUUAAUGAUGGAUUCGUCGCACGCCGUGGAGAACCGGCCACCAGUCAAGGAGAUCGGCCUCUCCGUUGCACUCUUCGUCUUUGGCGCGCUCGGUAUUGUCGUCGGAAUCUACAUGGCUGCCAAUCGAAUCGGCGGCGACCGCGCGCACGGGUUGUUUUUUGCUGUAUUGGGUGGGAUUCUGUUCAUCCCAGGAUUCUAUUACACAAGAAUUGCCUACUAUGCUUACAAAGGGUACAAAGGCUUCUCCUUUUCUAACAUUCCUCAAGUUUAAUACUUAACUAAGAAUGAAUAUUGUUAUGUACAUAUUUGGCUGGCAUUUGUAUCAUCUUUGCUUCUUUGUCGUUUCUGUUUAGUGAUGAUGAGUCUUCUUUUGUAAAGAAAGCCAAACAAAUAUUGCAAUGCUGUAUAUUUGGGGCAUAAUUACUACCUGGUAAUGGUUGAUGGGAAAGAGAAUUUUUA
Messenger RNA from Andrographis paniculata, 643 nucleotides. RefSeq lists its product as uncharacterized. Bases 144 to 455 code for a protein of 103 amino acids. Gene Ontology annotation, cellular component: endomembrane system. NCBI's taxonomy places the organism in Eukaryota, Viridiplantae, Streptophyta, Magnoliopsida, Lamiales, Acanthaceae. The transcript is spliced from 2 exons. The record is from RefSeq and is a predicted model, not a curated record.